Messenger RNA from Erigeron canadensis, 1076 nucleotides. Its product is annotated as 3-hydroxyacyl-[acyl-carrier-protein] dehydratase FabZ-like. Bases 220 to 885 code for a protein of 221 amino acids. Gene Ontology annotation, molecular function: hydro-lyase activity. Gene Ontology annotation, biological process: fatty acid biosynthetic process. Lineage: Eukaryota; Viridiplantae; Streptophyta; Magnoliopsida; Asterales; Asteraceae. The record is from RefSeq and is a predicted model, not a curated record. The transcript is spliced from 4 exons.
CCACCCAACCAACAACUCAACACCAACUUUGUCCAAAGACUGAAAACUAGUAAGCGAACACUAGAAACAAACACAGACACACUCUUGCUAUCUCCGCCAUCUUCCCUCUUUCUUUACCUCCAUUUCCAUCAAAAUCUUCACCCACCCAAUUUCUCAAAUACCCCCAAAAAUCCCAAUUUCUCAAACCCCCAAAAAACAACCAUUUUUCCAAACUCAAAAAUGGCUUCUUCAACUCUCUCUCAUUCCCUCAUUUCUCACUCUCAUAUCUCAUCCAAUCAAACCCCUCCUAAAACCAUCUCCAUUUCAUCCUUCAAUCAAUUAUCUUUUUCAAGAUCCCAAUUGAAAUCAAGAUUUAUCACUAAAUGCACUUCAAGUGCUAGUAGUGAUAGUAAUACUUCAAAAGAUGAAACCCCAAUUGAACUUAGGUUUCCUGCUUAUCCUACUGUUGUUGAUAUUAAUCAGAUUCGUGAGAUUUUGCCACACAGAUUUCCAUUUCUUUUAGUGGACAGGGUGAUUGAGUAUAAUCCAGGAGUUUCAGCGGUUGGGAUCAAGAAUGUGACCAUAAAUGACAACUUUUUUCCUGGUCAUUUUCCCGAUAGACCAAUUAUGCCUGGUGUUCUUAUGGUUGAGGCAAUGGCACAAGUUGGUGGUUUGGUAAUGCUGCAACCAGAAGUUGGCGGGUCUCGUGACAGUUUCUUCUUUGCUGGAAUUGACAAAGUCAGGUUCAGAAAACCGGUGAUCGCUGGAGACACUUUGGUCAUGAGAAUGACACUCACCAAACUUCAAAAACGCUUUGGAAUCGCAAAGAUGGACGGGAAGGCGUAUGUUGGAGGCGAGGUUGUCUGUGAGGGUGAGUUCUUGAUGGCAAUGGGUAACACUGACUGAUAAUGUUCUUCUCUGUAAUAUUGCUUAAUGAGGUUCUGCAUAUUUUUAACUUUUCGUUCAAUUUGAGCUUUUUUCUUGAUUGAUAGCGAGUAAAGACAGAUUCUUGUAAGGUCCUGUUCUUAAUUUGAUCUUUGAUGCGAGGAUUAAUCUUUGAUCUUUUUGGAAGUAAUGAAGAUUGGUUGUAUUGUGGA